Messenger RNA from Coregonus sp. 'balchen', 6502 nucleotides. Lineage: Eukaryota; Metazoa; Chordata; Actinopteri; Salmoniformes; Salmonidae. The record is from the annotation of a GenBank genome assembly.
AUGAACCCACUGACACCUGCUGAUGUCACCUCCUACCUAGAAGGAGCUUCACUUCCACAGCCAGAGGCUACAGGUGAUUGAGCAAGUGUGUGUGUGUGUCCAUGCGAAUCUCACAUCUCGCUUUCCACGAACUAUAGGUCACAACGUGACACAAACGAGCUCUCACUGUCCUAAGUGCGUCCCUGGGGCUCAGGGGGGAAGCGGAGGAGGAAUUGGCGAGGCGAGAGAUAAGGGGAUAAGAGCUGUGUGCGUGUUGACUGUUCUUUAACUUUCUCUCUAUUUCUCUGUCUGUCUGGCUGUUUGUCUGUCUGUCCCACAGUACGACUACACGAAAGUAUCUCAGAGGAAGGCUUCCAUUACCUCGUCUUUGACCUGUGAGUAUACUGAUACCUGUCAGCCAGUCCCACUGCUCUCUCUGGCCCAUGUACUCUCACAACUCUCAUACUUAAAGGUGCUUAUAAUGAUUACAUAUAGCCAUUACAUGUGGCCUAUGCAGCAAUCAAAGCCACAUGUUAUUCUCUGGUGUUAUAAGUCUGCUAAAUGACCAUAUAUUAUCAUUAAUACAUCCAAUACCCAAAACCAUCAGAAAUGCUCCUUUGUUUAGUUUCAGUAAUACAUAGUUUGUUAUUGUACUCCAGAGGCUGUGAUAGUGUGUAUGGUUAUCAGCAGGUCAAGUGGUGUAGACUGAGAGUCCUUUGUAGAGCACAGUCUAGUGCAGGUGUGUCAAACAAACGGCCCGGGGGGUCCAAUCCAGCCUGUGGGUGGUUUACGUAAAAAAAUUAAUAUAUAUAUAUACAGUACCAGUCAAAAGUUUGGACACACCAACUCACUCCAGGGUUUUUCUUUCUUUUUACUAUUUUCUACAUUAUAGAAUAAUAGUGAAGACAUCAAAACUAUGAAAUAACACAUAUGGAAUCAUGUAGUAACCAAAAGAGUGUUAAACAAAUCAAAAUGAAUGUUAUUCUUCAAACUAGCUACCCUUUGCCUUGAUGACAGCUUUGCACCACCCCCUUUGUUCAGGGACACAUUAUCCAAUUUCUGUUAGUCACAUGUCUGUGGAACUUGUUCAGUUUAUGUCUCAGUUGUUGAAUCUUGUUAUGUUCAUACAAAUAUUUACACGUGUUAAGUUUGCUUAAAAUAAACGCAGUUGACAGUGAGAGGACGUUUUUUUUUUUUUGCUGAGUUAUAUAAAGAAUUGUGGGGGGGGGACAAAGUCAAUAUACUUUAAAAUGACUCAAACCAAAUUGAAACUGUGUAUGAUAAUGGCCCUACAUUUAUACAGUUACUUGACUGUGUUUGUCCAGCUCGCUAAUAAUCACUGAAAUUAAAAGCUAGACAGUCAGGGAGAAUAGAAAAUUCUAAAAACGAUGGAUAGAGGAUAAUUUUUUUCUAAUUUUGACCUCGUUGAAGAGCUAAUGCGGCCCCCAGGGCAAAAUGAGUUUGACACCCCUGGUCUAGUGGGACUGUUCUGAUAGCGUGAGAGGACAGGGUGACAUGUCACCACGCAGAUAGCACUGUGUAACUACAGGGCAUUCCAGAGAGGGGUUAACACCCUAGCCCCAAGUGUUGGUAACAUUCUUCCUCUACCAAAACACUUUCUUAAUUACACAAAAUUGUAUUUUGCAUAAACCAUACUUUUGUGUGUGUGUGCGUGUGUGUGCGUGUGUGUUUUGUGUGUCCAGUGGAACAUGCUCUCUCUGGGCUGUGUUCCCCGGUGGCUCUGGUAGACUGGAUGUGUGCCAUCAUACCAUCAUGGUUCCAGACUGGUGUCCAUGUGUCGACUAAGCUGUUGUUUCUCUCCUUCCAGUGUCACCGGUGGAGAGCUGUUUGAAGACAUUGUUGCCAGAGAGUAUUACAGUGAAGCUGAUGCCAGGUGGGAACACACACCCCUGUGCACAUAUGCACACAUAUUUAAAACACACACUCCUACUAUACGCACACACAUACAGUGCACACUGUCAUUCUACAUCUGUUGCUCCGCAGCCUAAAUUUGUUUAGGCUUCACUUGGACAAUUGUGUCUGUGCCAUCACCCAACUGUGUCUGUACCAUAACAUGUUUUUUGGAGACCUUUGCACGUAUGAACAUAACAGUGGAGGCUGCUGAGGGGAGGACGGCUCAUAAUAAUGGCUGGAACGGAGCGAAUGGAAUGGUAUCAAACACAUGGAAACCAUGUAUUUGAUACCAUUCCACUAAUUCUGCUCCAACCAUUACCAUGAGCCCGUCCUCCCCAAUUAAGGUGCCACCAACCUCCUGUGGAACAUAAUGUUCAUUGACAUUGUAUAUAACUAUACAGUUCCACACUCAUGCUUUCCUCCCUAGGCUGAGUAUUGUCCUGGCAGGGUGUUUGUGUGCACAUGGGCUGUGUGGAAGAGAGUGUGGGCCAGGGGUGAGUGUGGCUGUCAGAGGGGGAAGGCAGACAGUAUGUGGACAAUAUGGAGGCUCUGGCCCAGAGGCCUGCAUGGCUCUGUUCUGGCUGCGAAGAGUUUCUCUCCAGGACAGAAUCUGGGGCCGGGCUCAACCACGCUGCCUGAGCUGCUCAUUUAAUCAAGCAAAAUGGGAUGCGAGAGAAUAUGAUAGGGUGCAAAAUGCCUCCGGGAGUAUGACUUUUCACAAGUACAGGGAAAGGAGGGGGAGGAGAGGGGGUGAUAGAGAAAGAGAUGAACAGGGAGAGAGACUGGAUAGCCAGAGGGUGAAGGAGGGAGAGAAAAAGAGGAGAGGAGACAAGGAGGGAGGAUAAAGAAUUUGGGGUAGAGUGAGAAAAUGUGUAAGCUAGAUAAGCAGCCUAAUCACUAGAAUUCGAUGUUGGACAUUUGAAAAGGUCCAGAGAAUGUCGAUAUAUGCCUUCCUCAGCACUCGUUAUGCUCAGUGCCGAAGCACACUGCUCAGGCCACUGCUCUAUGGCAGUUUACAAUGCUCUAGCAAGCCGUGAGAAUAUUUGAUGAUACUUGAUGGGAUGAGGUCAGUUGGUUUGCAGAGCCUUCCCCGAACCAUAGCCCUAACCUGAAUGCCUAAACUGUUAACCUUUGAGUUGUUUCUGUUUUAACCCUGUAACGUACGGUAUUAACCCUGUAACCACACAGAAUUAUUGCGUCAAAAAUAGACGUUCAUCAAUAAUACGUAGAAUUUCGAAGGGAUCCUGGUUCGAAUCCAGGCUCUGUCGUAGCCGGCCGCGACCAGGAGACCCAUGGGGCGGCGCACAAUUGGCCCAGCGUCGUCCAGGGUAGGGGAGGGAAUGGCCGGCAGGGAUGUAGCUCAGUUGGUAGAGCAUGGCGUUUGCAACGCCAGGGUUGUGGGUUCGAUUCCCACGGGGGGCCAGUAUGAAAAAAAUAAAAUAACAAUACUAACUGUAAGUCGCUCUGGAUAAGAGCGUCUGCUAAAUGACUAAAAUGUAAAUGUAAAAUGUAAAUGUAAACUAUGAGUUCUUGUUGAGAUAAGGAGAGAGGAGAGUGAAGGAGAAAAACGGGUGGAAACGCGUGUGUGUGUACACACAUGCCUCCUUGAGACAAAGAAGGAGAGAGAGAGAGCGAGUGAGAGGGAGAGAAAGAGAGAGAGGAAGACUUUUACUGGGAAUGGCAGUGCUGGUGCCUGUGUAGUGGGAUGGAAUGGAAUGCAGGGCACAGAUUUGGCCAAAUUUGGCCACAAUACAUGCUUUUCUCCUGAUUACUCUGAACGAAAGGAUAUUUCAUGAGUACCACGCCCCCUGGGACCCUGUCUCUCAUAGUAUCAACUAUUCUCUCUCUCUCCUUCUUUUAUUAUUCAUCCCCUCUUCUCGUCUUCUUCCUCCACUUUUAAAUCCAGUCUGACUAGAUGAAAAGGGGAUGUUGCUUUCAAGGCUUGUUUGAUGUAACACAGCACAUAGCAGCCUCUUUUUUUAAGUAAUACAAUGUGUAAGAGAGUGUAAAGACAGAGUAUAAAUAAAUGUUGAACCAACACAUAUUAAAAAAUACUAUAGUAUACUAUGGUAUAAAUACUAUACUAUUCACUGUAGUGUUUUUGCAGACUUUACUAUAGUUGUCACGUUCGUUGAGUACAGGAUUGGACCAAGGUGCAGCGUGGAAUGCAUACAUGUUUAUUCACGAAGUUAACACACGACAAAAACAACAAACGCAACGUAACGUGAAGCUCACAAUGGCUACACACAAACAAGCCAAACAAGAGUCAAGAUCCCACAACAUAGGUAGGCAAAAUAGCUACCUAAGUAUGAUCCCCAAUCAGAGACAACGAUCGACAGCUGCCUCUGAUUGGGAACCACACCCGGCCAACAUAGAUCUACAAACAUAGAAUGUCCACAUAGAAAUACACACCAUAGAUAUACACAUAGAAAUUCACACCCUGACCAAACCAACGAGAAACAACCGGCAUUAAAAGGUCAGGGCAUGACAAUAGUAUUCACUGUAGUGUUUUUGCGGUACAGUGAAUAGUGUAGUAUUUACUGCAGUAUACUAUAGUAUACUGUAGUAUUUACAGUUAACUAUAGUAUAAAUACUGUAGUAAAAUAAAACUGUAGUAUGCACUGAGUAUACCAAACAUUCAAAACACCUUCCUAAUAUUGAGUUGCACCCCCUUUUGUCCUUAGAACAGUCUCAAUUUGUUGGGCAUGGAAUCUACAAUGUGUCGAAAGCAUUCCACAGAGAUGCUGGCCCAUGUUGACUCCAAUGCUUCCCACAGUUGUGUCAAGUUGGCUGGAUGUUAUUUGAGUGGUGGUCCAUUCUUGAUACACACGGGAAACUGUUUAGCAUGAAAAACCCAGCAGCGUUGCAGUUCUUGACACAAACCAGUGUGCCUGGCACCUACUAGAAUACCCCAUUUAGAGGCAUUCUCCUUGAGGAAACUUACUUUAGAAAUACUAAAAUAGCACAUUUUCCAUAACCUGUAUGUAGCUAGGACUGGGUCUGAAUGGAUAGUUCAGCGCUUCUGCUUUUUUCUAUAACUAUAUUUACUGUGUAGUGUUUUUGUGGACUGUAGUAGUAUUUACUACAGUGUUUUUUUCGAUGAUACUGUAGUAUUCACUAUUGUAUUCUACAGUAUAAUACAUUCUAAAGUAAGUACUACACAUGAUCGAGGGAUACUACAGUGUGUAGUAUAGUAUUUUACAGUAUACUACAGUUUACUACAGCAUUCUAUAGUAAGUACUGUAUUAUUCUGUAGUAAACUGUAGUAUUUUUCAUGUGGGAAAGACAAGGAAACAGACCAUGUACUAUCAAACCCACUUCAAGUCGAUAAUGACCUUAUUCACCAUUUAGCCUAGUAGGGGGCUGUUUUACCCACAGACCUUACAAAACUACAGAUAAGUUACUUUGGCACCGGCAAUGUGUAGAGUAGGGCCAAAAAGCACCAACUUCAGUGUGACUUAAAAUUUGCCCAUCUAGAUGGAAUAUAACUGUGUGUGUGUCCAGACAGAUUGUGGGGAGGAUAUGACAUGGUUAAUAUAUCUACUGUCUCGCAGGCUUUUGGUUUAAUAGAAAACAGCACCAUUGGGGGAAAGGGCUGAGGCUAGCGAGGUUCCUCUGGCUCCACACAGAAUCCUCUGCACAGUUGCUCUUCCUCUCUCUUUCUUUGUCUCCCUAUUUGCUCUCUUUCAGUCUCUCUCUGUCUGUUUCACUCAACAACAAAAAAAUAUCAUUUAAAAAAAUGUAUAUUACCCCCUUUUUCGAUCUUGUCUCAUCGCUUCAACUCCCCAGCGGCUCGGGAGGCAAAGGUCGAGUCACGCGUCCUCCGAAACAUGUCCGGCCAAUCCGCGCUUCUUAACACCCGCCCGCUUAACUCGGAAGCCAGCCGCACCAAUGUGUCGGAGGAAACACUGUUCACUUGAUGACCAAGGUAAGCCUGCAGGCGCCCGGCCCGCCACAAGGAGUCGCUAGAGCGCGAUGAGCCAAGUAAAGCCCCCCCGGCCAAACCCUCCCCGAACCCGGACGACACUGGGCCAAUUGUGCGCCGCCCUAUGGGACUCCCGAUCACGGCCGGUUGGGAUACAGCCUGGGAUCGAGUGGCGCAGUGCUUUUGACCGCUGCACCAUUCGGGAGGCCCACUAUCUCUGACUCUAUCUUUGUCUGCCUCUCUCUCAGCCUGUAGUUCUAGUUCACUGUUUCUAAUAAUAACAAACAGCAAUAGUCAUGAAUUGGAUUGAUUUUGCAAUCCUGCAAGUGCUCAAAGUGCUUAAAUGACAAGGGGAAACUCACCUCAUCUGAUCCAUAAACCAGUAGUUUCUGAACCAUGCCUGCUCCGUACUGUGUAUUGUGUGGUGGUUGUGAUGUGUCUGUGCAUUGACGUGUGUGUUCUGUAUCCUGUGUCUCCUUUCUCUGCAGCCAGUGCAUCAAUCAGAUCCUGGAGAGUGUCCACCACAUGCACCAGCAUGACAUUGUGCACAGAGACCUCAAGGUGAGUCAUCUAUCACCAUGGCAACACAACACCUGGGGGGGCUGCGUCAUCAUGCCCCCGCCCCCCAAAUCCCCCCCACUGGCAACCCAACCGACGCAUAUGCACACAUGCGUGUAUACGUAA